Messenger RNA from Vigna radiata var. radiata (mung bean), 1694 nucleotides. Its product is annotated as GATA transcription factor 21. The transcript is spliced from 3 exons. The record is from RefSeq and is a predicted model, not a curated record. Lineage: Eukaryota; Viridiplantae; Streptophyta; Magnoliopsida; Fabales; Fabaceae. The coding region runs from base 194 to 1132 and encodes 312 amino acids. Gene Ontology annotation, biological process: regulation of DNA-templated transcription. Gene Ontology annotation, molecular function: zinc ion binding; sequence-specific DNA binding.
CAUGACUCGUGUAGCAGAAACGUUCAGAAUCAGAACCUUUUUGCUUUUUAUUAAUUUUUUUUUUCAGUUUUUCCUUCUUCUUUUUCUUCUCCAAACCUUUCUUUAUAAUAACUAGACAAAAUCGGCUGUGCAGUGCCUCUGAUUUUUUUCACGCUCUUCUUUUCUUUCUCUCUCUUUACUUGGUUUGUGUGCAAUGCAUGAACCAAUGAUACCAACUUAUCGUUAUUCAGUGGUGUCUUCUCCUAUGUCUAUAGAUCUCAAUGAAGAUCAUACACACACUCUCUUCAGUACAAUUCAUCAAGUUUCUUCUUCAUCUUCUUCUUUAUCUACUUCUAUUCUCUUCAACCCAGAUCAGGCUCAAGGAGGAUUUUGCUAUUGUGAAUCAAAACAUCUUCAAGAGGCCCAGAAGAUUGUCUGUUUCGGUGGAUCAUGUGAUCAUCAAGCAGAAAAGAUUGAAAAGAGAAGUGAUCUCGAGCUUAGACUUUGGGAGAAAGAAGAGUGUGAUAAUCUUCAAGGCGAAGACAGUUCAACUAACUGGAUGCCUCCAAAGAUGAGAAUGGUGCGGAAAAUUAUGGUUUCAGAUCAAACAGGUUCUCAUAAGGCAGAUAUCUCUAACUCUAAGCAGAUGAAGGCUAAAGAGAAAAACCCAACACUGUCACAGCUGGUAACUGAUGAUAGUAACUAUAACUCUUCUUCAAACAACAACAGUGUCACUGCUAGGGUUUGUGCUGAUUGCCACACCACUAAGACCCCUCUCUGGAGGACUGGACCAACAGGUCCUAAGUCUCUUUGCAAUGCUUGUGGAAUUCGACAAAGGAAGGCUAGACGCGCCAUUGCUGCAGCUGCAACAACAGCAAAGGGAACAAACAGGUUGGAGGCUAAGAAAUCUGAAGUGAAGAAGGGGAAAAAAUUGCAUAGCAAAGGGAAAAAGCCCAAAACUGGGAGUGCACCAGUGCUGGUGAAAAAGAAGCGUAAACCUGCCAAGCAUAGAAAGAAGUUCAGUGCUUUUGAGGAUUUGUCAGUAAGAUUCCAACAAGUUUUCCCUCAGGAUGAGAAAGAAGCUGCAAUCUUGCUCAUGGCUUUAUCUCAUGGACUACUUCAUGGCUUCCCCUCAGAUCGCUACAUCUCUUAGAUUUACAAGACUGGUUUCAAAUCAUAAGACAAAUUCUGAGUGUUGCGCUAGAUUUAGUGAUGUUAGUACGGGAACUAAUAAUAGGGACAAUAAAACUAUGAGGUGUGGUUUUCUCAAGUUGAUUAUAUGAUGGAUUUUGAACAAGAAGACAAAUACAAAAUAAUAGUAGUGUUUUGUGUUUCAAUAAUUUGAUUCAUUAUGAAGUCUUGUUCUUGGUGGAUACUUUUACUUUAUCUGUUAUGGUGAGGUUACUAUAUGAGGUGUGACUUAGAUUUCAAGCUUAAAAAUUCCUUAGGGACUAUACAAAGUAAAGGUGAUUGUUAUGGCAGUCUCUGCAAGAUUUCCAGAGGAGAAAUCAACAGAAACCUUAUCUUCAAAGAUUUCAAUUUCAUAUUCACCGAACAGGUUUCUCAAUGAUGACAGUGAAAAUUCAUACUUGGGCACAGCUUUUUGUGUCCUAUGAGACCUUUAGAGGAUUGUACUUCAGAUUAAGACUCCUGUCUGCAUUCAAAAUUAAUGUCAGUAGUCUUGACUUUAGAUCAAGAAAAUAGUACUUACCACA